Molecule: messenger RNA, 1446 nt
Organism: Lymnaea stagnalis (great pond snail)
Lineage: Eukaryota; Metazoa; Mollusca; Gastropoda; Lymnaeidae
Source: the annotation of a GenBank genome assembly
GCCAUUAUUCUCUCUGCUGUUGCUUUAUUCACGUUAUCGUCGAAUCUUAUUUUCAUCGUCAUCAUGCUUUGUACGAACAGAACGAGAAAUGACAGUCGUAACAAAAGCAAUGAUAACACCAUAACCAUGAUGCUAAUGAUGUCAAUGGCGAUAUCUGAUAUCACCUGCAGUAUAUCUGUGAUGCCGUUAAGUAUCGUUGAGGUCAUCGAAAAUGGAAAAUGGAAUUUAGGAGAAACGUGGUGCACUGCACGACUAACGAUCAACAAUUUCCUCUGUUCCGUCUCUAUAUUUCACGUCAACUGCAUGGCAUUGGACAUGUACAUGGCAGUGUGUAAGCCACUGUUCUAUAGACUGUUAACAAAUAGAACUGGAUAUAUCAUGGUCAUGGUCUCCUGGCUUGUACCAUCUGCCUUGGUCGUGUUGCCUCGUCUUAUUGGUUUGGAUAAAUUAGGGGCGAAAGAAAGUGUAGAAUGUGUUGGGGACAAAUGUACAAGUAUUUAUACGCAGUCAAUAUUUUUUAUUGUCUUAACUGUGGUCGUCCCUUUGCCAUUUUUAACUUCGUAUGUCUUUUAUUUCUUUAUACUUCGAGAAGUUUCACGUUUCCACAAGCGGAAGCCAAAAUAUUCAAAUAAACCCAGUGCUGGACGACAUGAAGACAUUUGUGAGAAGUCAAAUAGCACAGAUUGUUCAAAAGAUGACACUUUGGCUAGUACCAUAUCAGCUAAGCACACGUUUCUCGUUGAUUCCCCCCAAGCAGAACACUUGGAAUCUGUUGCUUCCAAUGGUAUUGCUUUAAAAUCUGGCAUUGUUUCAUUUGAUUUCAAUAACGAUGUUCAAAUUGCGAAUCGCAGUGAAUUGACCAUUUCGACAAUGCUGGAUACGAGCGUCGCGUCCAGAAACAUGGAGGACGAAAGGGAGACCUGCAGUUUGGGAACGUCCAACGACCGUAACGUCAAAGGUUUCACAGAAUUCGAUACAACUGAAUCGAACAGCUCCACUCAUGCGUUUAAACGCUACACGCCCUCCGCACCCCAAAAGGAUGAGAACGCCAACUUGAGCUUGACACGGAGAGUUAAAACUGAUACCUCUACUGAGACGGCUCAGGGUCAAGAUGACACCUCGACUGUGGCCGCUCAGGGUCAAGAUGACACCUCUACUGUGACCGCUCAGGGUCAAGAUGACACCAAAUUAGUUACAAACCAACCGGCACUGUUAACAUCUGAAACCACCGUGUCCUCGAACCAAUCGAUGACGUCACGUUCCAACAUGGCGACAAAGGCGUAUCGCACUGUCGGGGGUCUUGUCUUUUGCUUCACGGUCUGCUGGUUUCCGUCCUGGAUCUUUCUCAGCGUGUACCUGCAGUUUGAGAGCACGAUUCCCCAGUGGGCAGUCUUUUUGAUCACGUGGUUAGGGUACAGCAACGCCGCCUUCAAUCCUAUACUGUAC